GCGAGCAGUAUUUAAAGCUACAGAUCACAAAAUGCACUCAUAUUAGUUUCGUUUCUACAUAACUGCGAAAAUUCUUGUUUCGAUUAUAAAUAAUUGUGAAAUCUUAGAGUCUCCUUGUUUCGCUGUUUGAAAUUACACACAACCAUGGGGAAAGGGAGGAAUGGAGAAGGGCUGGCAAUCUGUGGAGCAGCGUGUAUCUGUUGCUGUUUCGUGGGUAUCGGAUUAGCCCUGCUUGGACUCGGGAUCGCAAAGAUAGUUAUGGGAGCCAUUCAUCUUCAUGACUGUCCCCUACAAGACAAGGUGCCCAUCUGGCUGAUCGUGAGCGGUGUGGCUCCGAUCUUCUUUGGUGGCUCGGCGCGUAAAGAAGAGGAGGACGGCGAAGCGAGUCAGAGUAUCGCGCGUAGCGUCUGCGGGAUCAUAGGGCUGCUCUUUAACCUCGCCUGGCUCAUUUGCGGAUCAGUGUGGGUGUAUCCAACAUACGGAACAGUAAACAAAGACGACUUCGUGCCCUGUAUUGGCAACGUUACGACUGGCUGCUCUCAAGACUGCCAUAAGCCGACCUUGACCUUCGCCUUUGCCAUGGUGACAGUCGACUGGAUUUUCUUCGCACUCUGGCUAACUAUCAUAAUGUGCUCUGUGCGAGCACUUUGCGCUCGGUCGCGUUAAGCGCAGUAUUCAUAUACAGACGGUGUUCAUUGUGUGUGUAGCGUGUAAGCCGUACACAAUGAGUUCGUAUAGAAAUACGAAUUUUAAGCUUGUUUAUGAGUAUUUUUUUUUAGUUUCAUGCCUGUACAAACACAUAUACAAUACAAUACAAUACAAUACAAUACAAUACGUUUAUUUCGGCUUUAAACUUACAAUGUUUAUGGCAGUGAAAAAUCACAUAUGAAAAGUGGUGAAAAGAACUUAACAAAGAGAUUUUAUGUAUGAAAACAACAACAUAUGCAAGAGAUCUUGUUACAUACAUGUAUAUUAUUCCAAUAUAACAGUACAAAAAGUCAGAUGAAGGUAUAAUUUCAGGUUCAAUAUUUAACUUAAAAUAUUAAGUUGUUGGUAAAAUUUCAUUUCUUAAUUUCAUUGCAAAAAAAUAUGUAUUUCGCAAUAUUCAUUUGACAUUUUUUAUUUGUAAGACAUAAGCGUUUUGAACUUAAUUUAAUUAAUUAUUAUUAUGUAGGCCAACUUUUAACUUGGUGAGCCCAGUUGUUGCCACCAUACGUAAAUUUAUUGUCCGAGUCACAUUUUAACAUUGUAUAAGUUCGGCGUAUAAGUAAAUUUUCGUCUGAUACACUUUACCAAAAAAUGUAUUGUGUCGUUCCUAAAAACAUUGCACGACUGCAGAGAAUAUCUGCCUGCAGGAUGUCGUUCAUAAACGGCUGUAUUUUUUCAUGCUUAAUGUGACUUGUAUUAAUCUUACUAAUGCCUGGGACCUUUAAUCCUGCUCACAGCAGAUGUGCACGUGUAUGCGUGUUUUCAUUGACUAAUAAAAUUUCAAAACUUAAAUACUAGUAUUUCAUCUCGUAUAAUCAUUAUUGGUAAAUGAAAAGAUGACUUUCAUCAUAUUUUUAAGUAAACAAGAAUUCUUAAAGUUUAUUAAAAGAUGAUUUUCAUCAUAAUUUGUUUAGGCAAGCAAGACUUCUGAAAGUUUCUUAAAAUAUGAUUUUCAUCAUCAUUUCUUUAGGUUAACAAGAACUCUUAAAGCUGCUUUUUCACAGAUUGUCAGUUUUGACACUUUUUAAAUGAUUUGUCUCAGAUUCACAGAAUGCCUUCAAAUCAGUGAUAUUAGAUCAGUCACAAAAGUAGAUCUCAAUAAUGAAUUGUUUGGUAAAUUGCUCAAAAAUAUCUUAAAGCCUCCGUAUCGCGAUCAGCCAUGAAACAUAAGUUUUUGGAACGUAUAAAUGAAAAGCUGUCAUCUUAUUCCUGUCGGCAGAUUUAUAUCACUGUAUUCCAGACAUUUACGCAAAUGUUUGCCAAUUAAAUAACAAAAUAUAUUUUUAAAAAGUUCUCUAAACGUUCGUUCUGUGAGUGUGCAGCCUUUAAAUAGAAAUAUGUUACAUUGACACCGAGCAGGACAUGUUCGAUUUUGUGCUUAAGUUGCAAUUCUUGAUUGCCAACAAUGAAAAUGUAAUUACACGUGUUCAUAACUAUAAAAUCAGGUUUUUUACCCUGUGUGUGUGUGUGUGUGUGCGUGUGUGUGUGUGUGUGUGUGUGUGCUAAUAGAAAAUGCAUGUUUUAUAUUUAAAUGAGUAUUUAUAUGCUUUUUGUAUUCUAUGCGGAAAAUAAAUUAUAAAAAAGAAGCAACUUCAGACAUUAUAUAUAUCUUAUAUAUUUUGUAUCUUCAAUUCUUUUUUUGUUUUACAUUUUAAGAACACUUUUUUCCAUUUGAAGACAUCCAUCAUAUUAUUCAUGCUGAAAAUAAAUGAGUGGAAUUAUCAA
Messenger RNA from Mya arenaria, 2433 nucleotides. RefSeq names its product transmembrane protein 272-like. The record is from RefSeq and is a predicted model, not a curated record. The transcript is spliced from 4 exons. Lineage: Eukaryota; Metazoa; Mollusca; Bivalvia; Myida; Myidae. Bases 145 to 666 code for a protein of 173 amino acids.